CUGGUCCCCCGUGGCUUGCCUCUCCGCUGGUCGUCAUGAAUCAGGCGCCUCGUCCUCUCGCGGUACCGUGUUUCAUUCCUGUGCUGACCGGCAUGCAGAUGUUGUCGAGGCCAUACGGGGUACAGAAUGAAUGUUGUGCGCCAUGAGAUCCUCACCCAUCUGAUUGGUACGCACGUCACGUACGCCUCUGUCAGGUCGCCACAAUCAGCCUCAAUGACAUCGAGGAUCUGUUGCUGCACUCCCUCGCCUUCUCGGCUUCGGUCUGCCGCCCCAUCAUGAACCAACUCACACACUUUCUAGGGGUCAGGCGCUCAACUGGCGAGGAGAUCACGGCGAGUCGGGCGUCAAGCGACGCCGGCAGCGGUGCUGCCAAGGGAAGUCGGCGGGAGAUGGAUGACACACGGGUACGAAAAAUGCUGGGGUCCGGAGCCUCAGUUGAUCAUUGGUGCUUGUUCCCUUUGCGCAGGUUGAGCUGCGAAUGCUGCUGCGUGAACUCUACUUCACGCCUCUUUGCCAACUCAAUGUCAGCGCCUGGAGUGACUUACUGCCGGACGUGUACCUCAAUCACUCGUGCCGGGACAAUCUGCACGCAUUCGUGUCGGCUGUGGCUGUCGUUGCCAAUGGAUGGCUGAGGUAUCACCGCAUCCAAAGCUCUCUUCUUGUAUGUUGUGAGUGGUCUGUUUGCCCGUGCAGUGUGGAGGCCGUGGCUGACCUCCGACGUUCAUAUGAUCUGCAUGAAAGGCAAGCCAGCCAGAGAAAACAGUGUCAAGAUUGCCUGUGUGAUGGGUGUGCGCGUGCACAGGGAGGCCUUUCAUAAGUACCUCGUGUGUGGGAUGAAGCUGACAAAGAGCGUCGUCAACCACGCCCUCCGAAUGUGCGACCGCGUCCUGAGCACACCCCUCUUCAAUGACUGGGCGGCGUGGCACCUACACAAGUCAAACGACCUCCUCGCAUACACGUACGUACGUACCCAUGCGGACAGAGACACAUGUACCAUUCAUUCCCGGUUGCGCUGUCAGGCAGGAGACGCCCACAGAGACAAUUGGCUUUGUCCGUCUCGGGGAGUUCCUUUUCCUGGCGUCUAACUCUCUCCGCUACCGUGACCUGAUUGAGCGAAACGCUGUCCCGCAGCUGCGGUGAGCUGACGUGUGUUUCUUGUCACAAAGACCGGCAUUCAUGUCUCCCGUUGUCUCUCUGUGCGUGUGUGCAGUUUGGCAACCACCAAGUCGUCGAGUCCCUCCAUAGUCUACGACUGGACAGAGCAGCCGAUGAGAGGCGUCUUCAAAAUAUACGACGUCGACAACUUCGAGCACAUCAUCAGCCCACAGGAGGAGCACCUGCAAGCAGCAGCAGACGAGGAAUACAGAAUACGGAAGCGCGCAGGUGGACAGCCGGGUCCCCCUCUGCUCGGCAACCUGAAGAUGGCCGCCGCCAUCCACCGCCCAGCCAGCUCAAGCGGCAUGCUUCUCUCCAGCAACUUCACCGCUGCCCGUUCCAGCGGGCCGCUGACCCCCACUGAUGCGUCCAGGCAGAGCCGGGCGACGCUGCGGCAGAGGGUCCGAAUGGCCGUGGAGGAGCCCAAAGAAAUAGAAGAAGUCCUGGACAGGUGCGAGCUCAUACACGAGAGGGGAGAUGCGUGUCCUUUUUCUCUGUCUUCAGGAUGGCAUCAUCCCAUAUAGGGCCUCGCGAGCUGAGGCGUAUCGGCCUUACCCGAGCUGAGUUCGAAACCCUCUUACGAGACCGAGAAGUGACCCAAAUGAUCAAAGUAAGCAAAAACAGGAGAUCUGGGGUGUCUCAUGCCUCCUCCUGUGCAGCACAUUCAAGAGGACAAGCAGGCCGCAUUCCACGCCCGAAGGGGGUGGGAUGAGCGGGCAAAGACAUUACAGCUCUCACACCAAGCGAGCCGGGUCGCAGGGAAAUCAACCGAUGAUCUGGUUGGCCAGAGAGACAUGUCAAAAGCCUCCCCAAAUCGCGCUUGUCUUCCAUGCAGACUGGCAUUGAUCUAUUUCGCCGGAUCGCUCAGAAAGUCAUCGACCUCCGGAGGCAAGCCGAAGACGGAUCCGGUGGACCUACUGUCGGCCUCAGCCAGGCCCUCUCGCAGAAGGGAAAACAGGACGCAGAUGAGGAGCAGACGCGGCCGAUGACCGCCCUCAUGAAGAGACGCCACACUCUGUGGAAGGAGCAUGAGGAGGGCCAGGGGCGGCCAGCUACCGCGCCCGCCGCAGACAAGGGCAGGAGGGAGCGUCGAUCGCACCCAUCUGCAUGGGCGCGGCAGCCUGUCGGAGUCUCAAGGAACCCAAGGCAGCUCAACCAAAAGAGACAUCAGGUAGCGAGGCGGGUAUGUACGCACGCCCACACCUAUAGGUGUGUCUGUGUGUGUCAGGUGAUGAUGUCCCAAGGCAGCCCACAGCAGUGUGCAGCCCAGCAGACGCUGCAGAACCUCCAAACAGCCCGCCUCCAGCGCAAGAGGCGGCCCCCCAUGUCGAGACACGACCUUCGCUUCUCGAUCACUACCGCCCCCCUCACUCGACAAUUUUCGCACCUGCCCACAGCCCCCCUGUCACGCCAGCCAACCGUGCAGCGACCCCUAGAAGAGGACCACCGGCCAACGGACAGUACCCCACAGCCACAGAAGACCAGGAAGAGGGUGGGCCUGCUGCCGCCUCACCCGGUCGCAUCGGCAAAGCCCGGUCCCAAGGUGCGGCGUGAGCGCUACGGAGUGGUGGACGCGCAGAGGCAGGAGGGGGUGCCCAUCGCCUUUGAGGAUGCGCUGAGAAUAGGGCGCUUCGAGGGGCCGGACGCCCACGAGGCGCUCACGCCUGAUGACGUCGAGUUCUUCAACAUCCUCGAUACGUGAGAAAAAAGUGAUAUCUGCCGUGCUUAUAGGAUGUCUUCCGGUCCCUGGCCCUUGAUCUUAGGCUGGAAGACUCAUCUCGCCGGAUGCUGCGCGUCAGAAUUCUGCCUCGGGAAAGCGAGAAGAGGAAGCAGCGCCCCACCAGUGCCGCCAGUGCACCGGUGCGGCCGUCCACUCCUUUGCUAACCACACGAGUGCCAAAGGAAGGUGACAAGAGCAUUCCACGGCUUUACUGGAAGGUUGGCAGCAAGGGACGGCAGUCACGGCCGCAGACGGCAGCUGCAGAGAAAAGAACAGAUACAGUGUGAGAGAUCCUCCGAGAACACAGAGGCCUUGAGAUGAUCAUGAGACAUACGAACAGUGACGUACACACAGG
This is a messenger RNA of Vitrella brassicaformis, 3230 nucleotides long. Lineage: Eukaryota; Vitrellaceae. The record is from the annotation of a GenBank genome assembly.